Sorex fumeus (smoky shrew) is the source of this 1432-nucleotide messenger RNA. RefSeq names its product ADP ribosylation factor like GTPase 6 interacting protein 6 (gene ARL6IP6). The record is from RefSeq and is a predicted model, not a curated record. The coding region runs from base 14 to 697 and encodes 227 amino acids. The transcript is spliced from 4 exons. Lineage: Eukaryota; Metazoa; Chordata; Mammalia; Eulipotyphla; Soricidae.
CGUCUUUCCCGCCAUGUCGUUCGUGGAGCGCGGGAGGCGCUCGCCCUCCCUGCGUCGCCGCCGCCUCGGCACCCCGGCGCCGCUCCCGCGGCCGGCGUUCUCCGCCUACUCGCUGGGCGACGGUUGGGGCGAGGGCGAGAUCGAAGCGGACGCGGGGUGCGAGCCGGUGGCGCGCGACCUGCGCGCGGAGUUCUCGGCCGGGGCCGCCUCGGAGCCUCGGAGGCUGUGGCCGCCACCGCCCGCGGGCGACGGGUCGCCGUUUCUGCCCGAGAAGCGCAAUGGCACCUUCGCGCUGGCGGCGGGGGGCCGAGCGCGGGCGCGGCGGUGGCCCGUCCGGCUCCUCUCCAUCCUCUGUGCGCUGCUCUUCGCCGCCCUCCUCGCCUUCCUCCUCGCCGUCACCUAUCUGAUCGUGAAAGAGUUACAUGCUGAGAAUUCGAAGAAUGAAGAUGGUGUACACACUGGGCUGCUAGGUUUCUGGACUCUACUUACAAUCUCACUAACUGCUGGAUUCUGCUGCUGCAGCUUUUCCUGGACAGUGACUUAUUUCGACUCUUUUGAACCAGGAAUGUUUCCUCCUACUCCUCUUUCUCCUGCCAAGUUCAGGAAACUGACUGGACAUUCUUUCCACAUGGGCUAUAGCAUGGCAAUAUUGAAUGGUAUUGUUGCUGCUCUUACUGUAGCAUGGUGUCUCAUGUAAAUCCACACUGAAGCAAAGUCAUGAUCACUUCCUAACAGUAGAGAAGAAUAUCACUGCCUACUCGAAGAUCAGAAAAUCCUGCAGUUCAUUGGCUGGUAUUAUAUAUGUCAUGUCAUCGUUAUUGAGGGUUUUAUAUAAGCAUUGUUCUAAACCGAAGCAUUGGAAAGAUCUGAACGUUAAAUUUCAAGGAAUCUGAAAAGUGUAAAAUGUUUACCUCAUCUUUUUUACUUGUGUUUGUCUAGAUAUGUUGUAAAAAAUAUUUUAAUGAAAAUCAAACUUGAAAACAUGAAUACAGGACAAUGCCGACUUUCCAUUGUGUAUGCUACAUUUUUUGCUAAUAAAUGCCAUUACACUUAAGUGAGAUAGAAAUAUUUCUUAUUUAUUCAUUGUAUUCAAAAAACAAACAAUGCCUGCUACAUUUUAUAGAAACUACUUUUCUGGUCAGAAUGUUUAGUUUUUGAUAUUCAUAUAAUCAACAGAAGGUGCAUUUAUAUAUAUUAAUGGGACAUAGUUCCAUGUUUUUACAUAUUUUCCUACUACAUUGAGUUUUAUAUUCCUACAGUUAAAUCUAGAUAAACAUGAUUGUUUUGCAGACCUAAUACCAUUGUAUUUUGGUGUUUUUUAAAAAACACAUUGUAAUAAAUAAAAAUUAAGUGAACUUAUUUUUAACAAAAAAAAAUGGCUGCAUUGGGCAAAUUAUUUAACCAUUAAAAUUUUGUGAAAUUUGAAACUUCA